AUGGCGUACCGCUUUUUGCGCACGCUCCACGGCCUGGCGCCCGUCGCGGGCCUCGGCGCGGCGGCCGUCGGCGGCGCGACGGCGCUCAGCGAGCCCUGGAAGAGCGUCAAGCCGCCCGUGCAGCGGCGCCUGACGGCCGUGAGCGACGCGACGAUCGAGGCGCAGCUCUUCGUGCCCGCCGUGCCGUACCCGCAGUGGGACUACAACUGGGACCACCGCGACUUCGACUCGCACGGCAAGCGGCGGAAGCCGGGCAUGGCCGGCGCCGCGGCCGCGCGGCGCCGCCACAUCAUCCUCGUGCGCCACGGCCAGUACCAGGAGCGCAAGCUCGACGACGAGGAGCGAAUUCUGACGCCUUUAGGCCGCGCGCAGGCCGACGCCUGCGGCGCGCGCGUCGCGGAGCUCGUGCUCCAGAAGGGCGCCGUCUGCCGCGCGGUGCACUCGUCGACGAUGAGCCGCGCGCGCGAGACCGCGGACAUCAUCGCCAAGCAUUUGCCGGGCGCCUCCGUGCCCCGGGGCGCGCGCUUCGCCGCCAUGAGCCCGGCGGCGACCUGGGCGCUGCUCCGCCGCCGCGGCGCCGCCGG
Aureococcus anophagefferens is the source of this 584-nucleotide messenger RNA. RefSeq lists its product as hypothetical. Lineage: Eukaryota; Pelagophyceae; Pelagomonadales; Pelagomonadaceae. The transcript is spliced from 2 exons. The annotation marks the transcript as partial. The record is from RefSeq and is a predicted model, not a curated record.